This is a messenger RNA of Pocillopora damicornis (cauliflower coral), 1440 nucleotides long. RefSeq lists its product as uncharacterized. The record is from RefSeq and is a predicted model, not a curated record. NCBI's taxonomy places the organism in Eukaryota, Metazoa, Cnidaria, Anthozoa, Scleractinia, Pocilloporidae.
AUCAGAUGCUUCUAAUGCAACAUUAGAUUCAUCGGCUGAUCCAAUUUUUGUUGUGUAUUCCUUUUCUUUUACUCCUAGUUCCAUUGAUAAUUCAGUUCCUUGUCCAACACAUUUAAAGUAGAGAAGUUCCACAGUCUUAUCAUUUGGAGGCGGCAUAAUCCACUAGAAAUAAACGAAGAAGAACUUCUUGAUGCUAUGGAAACUGCGCAAAAGUGGUUUCACCGAGCGCAUCAGUACGACGAGCAAUACACAAUCCCCCACAUUUACUUGGACAUUCUGCCGAGAGCAAGUGCUAGUCAAGUCCAUCCUCACUUCCACGUGGCUUUGGCGCGUGACCAUUACUACGCUAGGUGGGCCCAUUUCCAAGUGUCCGCCAUGAAAUAUUCUGCGAAUCAUGAUGGAGAAAACUAUUUCUCAGCUUUGAAUAGAAUCCACAGUGCGUUAGGUCUUUCUGUUCAGCACGGCAAUGCCAGUGUUAUAGCAUCCGUGACUCCUGCCGCGCCCUAUGAAAUUUACCUGUUCAGUAAGACACCUUGUAAAGAUCUCUUCCAGCUUCUCUACUACUCUAUCGCCGCUCUAAGGGAUGACAUGGAACUGUACGCCAUGAGUGCAGGAAUGGUAUUCCCAAAAUUGGGGCCGUUAACUGACCAAAGUGAUUUACCCGCAAUCAUAAGACUCGUGUAUCGCGGACCUGCGGAAGCGAGACGAGCGGAUAUCGAUUCCCUCAUGUUAUUCGGGACUGUAAACGUUAAUGUCGAUCCUUACACGGUGAUUAAAAGCAUCAAACAAUCUAUAGCCAAGCGAAGGCCAAAACCUGGGUAGAAAAGUGUCGCAGUGGCCAUCAUUUGGGACCCUGCCGUUUCGAAAUUUUGCGAAAAGUAUUCAAAGGGAGCAAUGAAUUAUGGGUACUAAACCUCAGUUUCCAUGAUGCAAGUCAUGGAUAUUUGCUUCUUGUGUCACAAGAAGUUCUGGUCGGGUCAACACGGGGAAGGGAGGGGGUGGUCUUGUUGCUAUGGCUAAUUUGAAGGAGGGGUGUGUGGAGGGGGCUCACACAUGGGUGUCGAUGGGUGGAAUCAAAAAGCGAUGCUAAACAAGCUUUUUAUGAAGUUGCUUUACUUUCACGAGAAACAACCUCGCAGCAGAGCAAAAUGGGAUCGUAGUUCGAUUUAAUGUGAUUCAGACUUGUCAUCAACUGAUAAAUAUUUUAGUAUUUAAUUUUAUUUCUAAUAUGUUUCUUCAUCAUAAGGUAGAGAGCUUAUUAUUUGAAGAACGUUAUUUCUGUGCUGUAAUUGACAGGAAUGGAUUUUAAAUGUGUUUCAGCAUUGCAUACAAGUUAACAUAUUUAUGAACUCUAAUUGUCAAUAACUUUUUGUAAAGGUUGACUUUGUAUUGCUAUGACAACAUUGCAGACUUAUUUAUUAUCACAGAUAUAAAUUGUAG